CAGCGAGAGCGAGAGCGCCCCGUCCAGACUCGAAAGCCGGAACGGCAGUUAGAUGAAAGUUUCUAACGAAGUAGAAAGUUACAGCGACAUCAGAAAGCUAAUCCGAACCAGGAGGUUGACCAGUGAGAUCAUCCUUGCCUUCCAAUGCCAGCCUCUCCUCCAAACCUGCAGACUUCAUGACCACUGAAGACCCCUCUGUCUCGCCUUCAAUGGAGACUGACCAGGAGAUUUCUCAGUGGUUGAGCAGUGUGCACCUGACCCAGUAUGCCGCCAGCUUCGCCCGGGCUGGCUACCAUUGUCUUAAGGACCUCAGGGGCCUAACAGAGGAGAAGCUUCUCGAGGUGGACAGUAUUCCCACAGGACACCGGCGGAGGAUCCUAAGCAGUCUGGAAACCAUGAUGGUGGAAGCUGAUGGAGGUAAGGGUUUAGUUAAAGUUCCAGUGAGGAGAAAGCCGAUCCCAAGACCUAGACAAGUAUUUACCAGGGAUAGGCAGAAAGGAAGAUCUUGCCAGCAUCCUCAGGGAAAUAACACCCAGAUGGAAAGGCAAACUCUUUCUGUAAGGACUCAUACACUUUCUAGCAGUACAUGUCAUGCUGCUUCCUCCAGCUGUAGCUCCGCCUCUGAGCACAGCAGCAACGAAUUAUUGAAGAACUCCUCAGAAGAGCUGUCCUGCUUUGGAGCAGAAACUAUUCCAGACCAGAAUUAUGAUUUUCCUUCAGAAAGAACACCUGUAGGGUUUCAGGGAGAAAUGGUCGAAAAUGAAAUAUAUGAGCAAUGCCUUAUGGUUAAGGCACCUUCAGAUCCAAGAUCCACAUGUUCCUUUAAGCUACGUCACAGGCCUGUUCCAGAGAUCCCUGAACAUACCUUCAUACCACCUAAUGACUGGAGUGUGACAGUGAACAGCAUUGACCAUCUCACAAGAUCUGAGGCACCCACUUACCCCACAACCAUACAGAAAGCACCACCUACAAGUAACUUGCCCCACAUUGACCCCUGUGGAGAGCUUUUCCUUUACAAUACUGCAGAAAACAAACUGGAUUUGGGCAAAGAUGUACUGGCCGCUCAAGGAAUAAAAGAGAACUUGGAACAACGGAAGUUGAGGAAGAAGCAGACAAGAUCCAAAGAGAAGCUGAACAAUAACAACAAGCAAGAACUUUCCAAGCAACAUUAUGUUGAUGAUGAUGAUAGUGAUUACUCCACUGUCCAAGCAUCCAUGCUCAGUCAGGAAUCAGCUAGUAAAAGCUCUUCAAAACAACAUACAACCUCUGUCCUUCUCUCUUGCACUGGACAAAGGGAUGUGAAUGACGUAUACAGUGUGCAAUCAGAUGACUUAUCGGGUCUAGUUAGAUGCACUCUUCCUCCGCAAGGAGAAGUUUCCAUUUCACCCUACGCCUGCUUUUAUGGGGCCCCUAAGACUGCUACUAAAGCAGGCUGGCUGGAUAAACUGUCCCCUCAAGGGAACUGCAUCUUUCAGAGAAGAUAUGUGAAGCUUGAAGGAGCAAAUCUCACUUACUACAACAGUGAUAAGGAGAUGUACUCAAAGGGCCUUAUCCCCAUUUCAGCAAUUAAACAAGUUCGAGCUCUGGGUGAGAAUAAGUUUGAGGUGGUCACCUCCGUAAGAAUCUUUGUGUUUCGGGCGGAGAAAGAAGGAGAACGUCAGGAUUGGCUAGAUGUUCUCCAGUCUGCAGUGAGCUCCCAGUCCUCCAUUUCCCAUCAGCCUUGCAAAAAUAACACAAACAAGUGCGGCUACGUCGAGCUGCGUGGCCUCAAAGGAAGAGUGUUCCUCAGCCUCAUGGGAACUAACUUCAGGCUCUGCAAAACAGACCAGGACUUUAAUGCUGGACUGGCCAUUACUGUGGUGGACCUGACUGCUACAUGUGUAAAACAGGUUGAGAAGAAGGGCUUUGAGCUCACUACACCUUUCAAAUCCUUCUGUUUCACAGCGGAGUCAGAGCGUGAGAGAGAGGAAUGGAUGGAGACAGUUCAGGAGGCCAUUGCAGAGGCGUUGUCCAAUUACGAGGUGCUGGAGAAGGUUUGGUUUAACAAGUCCAACAGGAAAUGCGCUGACUGUCAGGCUCCUGAACCGGAAUGGGCGUCAAUUAACCUUGGUGUGGUCAUCUGCAAAAAUUGUUCAGGUCAGCAUCGGUUCCUGGGCCCCGGUAUUUCAAAAGUCCGGAGUAUGAAGUUAGACAGCAGCAUAUGGACCAAUGAACUUAUUGAGCUGUUUUUAGAGGUUGGGAAUAAAAAUUCAAACAGAUUCUGGGCAGCAAAUCUGCUCCCAGAGGAAGAGCUUUGCAAGCAGCCAUCAUCAGAGCAGCGAGCAUUCUUCAUUCGCAGGAAGUAUAAGGAGAGGAAGUACAAGAAAGUUCUGGAAGGUCUAAAGACCCAGGAGGAACUCAACAAGGCCCUCUGUGCUGCGGUGGUUCUCCCUGAUGUCCUGCAGACCAUGGCCCUGGUUUUCAGCGGGGCAGAUGUGAUGUGUGCGACGGGUGACCCAGAGCACUCCACUCCAUACCUGCUGGCUCAGAAAGCAGGCCAGAGACUGCAGAUGGAGUUCCUCUACCAUAAUAAGCUCUCAGAUUUUCCUAAGGUGGAGGCAGCAUUUGACAGCAGUUUUUCGGCCGAUGUUUGCUCUUUCAUGGAUGGAUAUCUCUAUUGCUCUGUGAAUACAGGCAAGUCCACUCUGGACAUGAAAGGAAGACCUGACAUGGUUCGCCGUUGGUGUACAUUGGAAGGUGGGUUUCUCAGUUACUAUGACAACAAGAAGAUUGCCACACCCAUUGGCCGGGUUGACAUCAGUGAUGUGGUGAGCCUGGCCAUCAACAACACAGAGAACAUCACAGAUACAGGGCCAGUGUUCACCUUUGAGUUGUACCUGCAGUCGCAGAAAGUGCUGGUGUUCGGAGCGGAGACCUCGGACACACACACAGAUUGGACACGUGCCAUCGCCAAGUGUUUUGUCCCCGCAAGGGCAGAUGCUCUGCUGAAGCAGGACAACAAGCUUAUUGGCCAGCUGUACUAUAAAGAGGGUCACGACCUUUAUCACUGGCGAAUGGGAUGGUUUGCUCUGGUGGGUUCAGAACUGUACUUCAGCUCUGGAGAUGAAGAGGAGGGAGUACUUCAACUGAAAUGUCUUCAGGAGCUCACUGUGUCCACUCAAAUGGAGGGUGAUGAGAAAAUUCAGGUCUUGCUGAUGGUUGAGAGUGGAAGAACCGUUUACGUUCAUGGCAUAACCAAGCAGGAUUUUGCGCUGUGGCACUCUGCCAUCCAGUUGGCAGCGAGGACGGACGGUUUGGCUCUUGGUAACCAGCAAAUGAAAAAAAAUGAUGUCCCUAUCAUUGUGGAUAGCUGCAUAGCUUUCGUCACCCAAUGCGGUUUGUGUUGCAAGGGAAUCUACCAGAAGAAUGGUGAUCCGGGGCGUGUGGCCCAGCUUUUGGAGGAGUUUACAAAGGAUGCCCGGGUUGUUAAGCUGAGGGCACAAGACCACCGUCUAGAGGAUGUCACAGACACACUCAAGAGCUUCCUGUCCCACAGUGAAGAUGCCCUCUUGGCGAAAGAGCUGUACCCUUUCUGGAUAUCUGCUCUUGACGAAGAGGAUGAGAAGGUCAGAGUGCAGAAAUAUUCAGUCUACAUCCAGAAUUUACCCAAGGUCAACAGGUCAACCCUUGCUGCCUUAUUGCAACAUUUAUAUAGGAUCCAGAGUUGUUCACACAUUAACCAGAUGAGCACACAGAAGCUGGCAUGUGUGUUCUCCUCAUGUCUCUUUCAAACAGAGGGUCACAUGGCUCAGGAGACUCGUGUGGUGGAGGAUCUUAUCAACAAUUACAUCCCGCUCUUCUCUGUCAAUGAAGAGCAGGUUAGGCAAAUGGAGAAAGAAAACAGCUUUAUCACCAGGUGGAAAGACACUACAUUCUCUCCUGCUGGUGACCUGAUAUUUGAGGUCUAUUUGGAAAAAAAGCAGCCUGAAAAGUGCUGUUUAAUCAAGGUUUCUCCUAGUAUGCGGUCAGAUGAGCUUGCCAUCAGCACUCUGGAGAUGAAAGGCAUGGAGGUCAAAGAUCAAGACCUCUGGACCACCUUUGAGGCCAUAGAGAAUGGAGAGCUGGAGCGUCCCUUACACUACAAAGAGAAGAUUCUAGAGCAAGUAUUGGAGUGGAGUUCCCUGGAGAAUCCCGGCUCGGCCUUCCUGCUCAUUAAACAAUUUUCCGGCUCUAAAAUGACAGAUUCCAACUCAGAGAAACUGAAAGAUUUCAUUAAAGGAGAGCAACUUAAGUUCAAAGACAGCUCUUCCAAAUUGUUAUCGGGGAAUAAAUUUCAGGACAGAUACUUGGUACUACAGGACAAAAAACUGCUGUUAUACAAAGAUAUAAAAAGUACCAAGCCAGAAAGAGAGGCUCCGUUAAAGUCUGUUAAAUGUUACUUAGGGCUUCGAAGGAAGUUGAAACCAACAAGCAGUUGGGGAUUUACUGUUUAUACUGAAAAGCAGCAGUGGUAUUUCUGCUGUAAAGGGAAUGAUUCUCAGCAAGACUGGGUCACCUCCAUUAUCAGAGUGAAGCAUGAAGGUGACUUAUGGCCUAAAGACCUAAAGCAAAGUACAUCUUUACCUUACAACCUGAGCAGAGGUAGAACAUCCACUUACAGCACAACUCUGACCACCAAAGCCAAACACAACAGAGAGGUUAAAAGGACGUCACUCCUUAGUAUAAGUAUAGAGGGUUCCAAUACACAAAACCAAAUGACCACCAACGAGGGCAACCAACCGGACUCAAUGCAUAAAUUGGCAGGCCGUGAAGAAACUCAGUGUGACUCCAGGCUUGAAAUGGUGAUUGAUGACACACUUCAGUCUCAGCGAAGAGCAUCUCUUCAACAAUACCCCAGUGCCCCCACUCCACUAUCACAGAGGAAAGCAGUGUUGCCCAGCAGAGGAGUGCAAUUGCCACACAACCUAAUUGAUGAACUAAAUGCUGUCCUGAACAAAACAGGACACUGUCCACAUUGAGACAAUUAAGAGAGAGCGACAGAGACCAAAAGACAAGAGUUUUGUCCACUGCACGUCCAAUAUGCACAGAGAGGAUCUGUAAGGCAUGAGGAUUUUAUAACAAAGAAACCAAAGAGUGAGAUUUUUAGAUUUAGACUUUCUGUACUUUGUAAAAAAGCCAAAUAAAAUUAUUUUAUGUUAUCCUCUUCUUUAGGUAUGUAAGAUGUAAGAUGACUGGUAGGUCAAACAUAAGAUCAGUUAAGAAUGUAUUUGUGUACAGCUGCAACUGCUUACUCAUUUACAUCCCCAUAGGUUGACCGACACUCUGAAAGAUAUUUGGUGGAAUUAUUACUCCCUAAAUUAUUACUGGAAUUAUUACACAAUGUAAUUCAUUAUUAGAAAAAGGAAUGUCCAGGGUUCAGUACAAGUUAAGCUCAAUCGACAGGAUUUGUUGCAUAAUGUUGAUUAACAGAAAAAUAAUUUUGACUCGUCCCUCGUUUAUUUAAAACAAGAAAGCAAAAAUCCCAGUACAGUAAGACACUUGCAAUGGAAGUGACAUAACAUUACAGAUGUUAACGUGAUUUUAGUGUGAUAAAAUCAAGGAUUUACCAGCAUUACAGCCUUUACCAGAUUUCAGGGUUUACCACCGCUACGUCGUCAUGACAAGUAAGUAGUAAUAUCGGAUAUAACUUUAUACUGAUAAGGUUAGUAAAUGAUUUUGCACGCAAAAAUCAUGGUGACAAGUAAAAUGCUUAUGUCUUGUGGCUAUACUUUGAAAAGUGUCAAUUUGAACAUUUAUGGACUGGCCCCAUUCACUUCCAUUGUAAGUGCCUUACUUUAACUGUGUCAUAAUAUAUACAUAUUUUUGUAUUAUUUAUUUAUUAAUGUGAGGCCACAAAUGUUGUCCAUUGAGCUUAGCUUUUUAUGAACCUGGAACGUUAACUUUUGCCAUUGUUUUAGGCUUUGCAUGCUGACUUGCGUUUUCCCUUUUCAUUCUAACACCUGUUUUCAAGGUAACGGAGUUUGAAAACACUACAUGAUUCAUUACCAUUGAUCUGUUUAGAACUAAUUGUACCUUCUCCAUUUAAUGAAAAUGGUUGUUUGGAAUCGAGCGGAAUGAGUCAUUCGUCUAAAUCUUGGUGUGCUUCAAGGUCUACCUAACCUUUUUUUUUGGUUUAGACUGUUCUUCAAGAAAAUCUUAUGUUUUUUAUUAGUUGGAAACAAAAAUAACUCACCAUUCCAAACCUGCUGAAUAAUGCAUAAUAAUAUGAGAGCAUACACACUGGAUAUUGUUGCCCAGUUUGUUAUUAAAUAUUUUUAGUUGACAUUUUAUCUAGAUUAUGAAUUACUUAACAGUUGCCUGCAUUUCGUAUUCUUAAA
This is a messenger RNA of Myxocyprinus asiaticus (Chinese sucker), 6356 nucleotides long. Its product is annotated as arf-GAP with Rho-GAP domain, ANK repeat and PH domain-containing protein 2-like. Gene Ontology annotation, molecular function: phosphatidylinositol-3,4,5-trisphosphate binding; GTPase activator activity; protein binding. NCBI's taxonomy places the organism in Eukaryota, Metazoa, Chordata, Actinopteri, Cypriniformes, Catostomidae. Bases 177 to 4997 code for a protein of 1606 amino acids. The record is from RefSeq and is a predicted model, not a curated record. The transcript has 33 exons. Gene Ontology annotation, biological process: signal transduction; positive regulation of GTPase activity.